Messenger RNA from Kockovaella imperatae, 3031 nucleotides. RefSeq names its product major facilitator superfamily domain-containing protein. The record is from RefSeq and is a predicted model, not a curated record. Gene Ontology annotation, molecular function: transmembrane transporter activity. NCBI's taxonomy places the organism in Eukaryota, Fungi, Basidiomycota, Tremellomycetes, Tremellales, Cuniculitremaceae. The transcript has 7 exons. Bases 296 to 2902 code for a protein of 868 amino acids. Gene Ontology annotation, cellular component: membrane. Gene Ontology annotation, biological process: transmembrane transport.
UCCAGCUUGAAAGUUGAAUGACUGAGAGAGAUAGCGGCUAACCCUGCUUGUAGUCUGGAGCCAUCUGAGUCGGUCCCAGACCGUCCCUUCAAAGGUUGACCUUUCGAUUGAAAGCGACCGACCCUCAUCGCUUCGGUGGAAACGGUGUAAUCUCUGCCGCGCCCUUUUGGCCUAUUUUCAACUUCCCUCCCCCCCCACCUUGCCUUGAACUCAACGCGUGGUCAUCCCCUCCCUAUCUCUACAUUGAUCAGCGUCCCUCGAUUCAAGCUGUACGUACAGAGACUUUGAGUCUACCAUGUCGGCGACACCGAGUGGUGCACCUUCCAAAGCUUCCUUAUCAGUACCUAGGCAUGUCCGACCUCACAAUUCUAGACAGCAUUCAUUCACUUCGGCCGUCUCCGUAACGUCCAAUCAAUCUCACGCCAGGCGACAGGCCCAAGAGUUCAUCGCUUCGGAAGUUCUUACUUUCGGAGGCGAGCCCGGUCCAAUAGACGAUGGAGUAACGAGGUGGCUGUACCCGGAUGGUGUCCCAACAACAAACGUAGACGGUCAAACGGGACACAACCAUCAUCAUCAUCACAAUCCCCAUGAUCAUCCUGAUGCCGAACAAGAGGAAGAUGACGAGAUUUCCGAGGAGGAGAGCGAAGAAGAUGUGCCAGAUGAGCAGAGCAUCCACGAUGCCGAAUGGGAAGCUGCGAGAGUGGGAUCCAUCGCUAGACGAUCCUUAUGGCGCAAACCAAGACCAGCUUGGAUAUACCCUUUCAUCAUUACAGCCACAUUGACUGGCGGAAUGUCGGCCGCUCCGAGAAGUGAAUUGUACAUCAAUCUGGCCUGUCUUUCGCACCCUCCUAGACAGCCCUCGUCGAUGGAGGACAUGACCCUGGCGCAAGACCUUCAAAUGUCAUUCUCAUCCUUGUCGAAUGUCGAGUCACCUUGGACCUCUGACUUACAGACCAAUGUCUCUGUACCGACUACAGAUAAGCCCGCCAAAUCCCCAGCAGACGAGUGGUUCUUGCGAAUGCAAAGAGAGAUGUACGAAUGGAAUAUGUCACACCAACAACAAGCCUCCAACCCAGGUCAUGACAUUCCCUCAUCCCAAUCGCCGUCAUCCACAAUCCUCUACCCCUCAGGACCCAUCCCUCAUCCAACCCAAUCUCCAACUGAUCCCGACGGUCAACCGGGUCAAAGUGACGAUACCCCUGCUGGCAACGGAAGUCAAGGAUCGUCACCCAUCAACAGUCAUCCACCAUUCAGAGCUAUCGAUCCGGCUCUUUGCAAGCGUGAUCCCAAAGUCCAGGCCGCCGCAGCUCGUCUGACCAUGAGCAUGAUGCUCGUUGCAGGUAUUCUAUCUGCCCUGACAACUGGUUAUUGGGGUCAGAAGAGUGACAAGGUUGGCAGAUCAAAGCUCAUGUCCCUGACCACCGUCGGGCUGGCGCUGGGAGAGCUUAAUUUCGUCCUCGUUGCAUCCUUCCCAUAUCUAGCACCGGGUGGAUACCGAGCUUUGCUUAUCGGACCUUUCUUAGACGGUCUCUUGGGAGGAUACUCUACAAUCUCAGCCACUGUCCAUGCUUACAUCUCCGACACGACGCCUGAUGGUUCUCGGGCCUCUGCAUUCUCCAGACUCGCCGGAAUCACAAUGUUCGGUUUUGCCUCCGGUCCAGUCCUGGGUAGUUUGCUGAUCAAGGCCACGGGCAAUAUCAUGAUCCCAUUCUACGCCAAUGUCAUCCUCCAUAUCGUCAGUAUUCCCGCCUACUACUUCCUUUUACCGGAAUCCCUCUCGUCCGAAGCCAGACGACAUCUUCGAAAGAUGGCCAAGAUCUCACGUCUCGCCGAAAAGAGGAGAGACGCCAUGGAGCGAGAAUGGGAGAACGAAGAUCCCGAUGAGACGGAAGAGCCCGCCACGCCUGGCGUAUCUGGCAGGCGAUUCUCAACCGCAGGACAUAGUCGUCGACGAAAAAGAUUCGUUGGCAAUGCCAAGCGGCUCUUCAGGCGAAUGACAAGAUUCGCUAGACCUCUUCAAGUCUUUGCACCGGUUGAAAGGCCCGAUGGAAGAGGCAAAGACUACAACUUGACCCUCGUAGGCCUGGGAAUGUUUGUGUGCUCCUUGAUGAUGGGAAAUCUCAUCGUCAAGAUGCAAUAUGCGUUCUUCGCCUUUGGAUGGACAUCGGCCGAGGUGGGACCUUACAUGUCUCUGCUUGGUGCCACCCGUGGUACAGUAUUGCUGCUCAUUCUUCCGAUCAUUAUGCACUACGCGAAGCCGCGAUUCAGGCAGGCCGGACUGAUCGGAAACAGCCUUCCAGAACCAGCUCCCGACGCCUCCGAGCCUCACUCAUCCGGUCGAGACCCGUCCGUAUCCACGACCGCUUCGAGUGUAAAGGCCGUCACCAUGGCAAAGCCUCAACCUUCGCUCCUGGAUUUGGUCACUGUGCGGGUCUGCAUGUUCAUCGAAUUCACCGGAUGGACCCUGUUGGCGUUUGGACAGAAUGCCAGAAAUUAUGUUUUGUGCUCCAUGGUCAUCACUCUGGGCUCAGCAACCGGACCAGCUCUGAAUUCCCUGGCGCUAUCUUUGAUUCCAAGUCAAGCUGAAGCCGGUAGAUUAUUCGGAGCCAUCAGCGUCAUUUCAGCCGUUGGAGCCACCUUGAUCUCGCCUCUGAUCUUUGGAAAUCUCUUUGCAGUGACGGUUGGAUGGUACGCGCCGACCAUCUUCGUCCUAUGUGCUUUCAUCAUGGGUUGCGCUCAGCUCUGCAUCAGUCUGAUCAGACUAGAGACGCCGGACGAGACUCGAAAUGCGGAGCGUGGACGAAGUCGACGCGUCAAAAGGGUCAACAGUAGUGUCUCGCGGCGACCAGAUAUGCGGACCUCUAGCAAGGGGAAGCGGUCGAGAUCUCGGGGAUCUAACUGAGUAUCCAGAAAGACAUCAGACGACUAGGAACUGCCACGCUAACACAAGCCAAACCGCUUUUGGACCCUCUUUGAUCUCUGUAUUAUCAUACUCAAACACGGAAUGUAUGGACAUACCCUUGUGUCCCUC